GAAUUGUAGCUAAAAGCCAUGGUACAGAAAUACUGAACCAGUAGGAAUCAUGUGAUUAUUGCCUCUCACACUCUCUCUCUCUUCUCUUUCUCUCUCUUUAGAGCUUUGAAGAAGAAGAAGAAGAAGAAUUGGAAUUGGGUGGGAUUUUCUUUGUUGUGAAAGUUGAAUAAUCCAUCCAUCAAUGGCUUCUAGUGCUUCCAGAUUCAUUAAGUGUGUAACAGUUGGUGAUGGAGCCGUGGGCAAAACUUGUAUGCUUAUCUGCUACACCAGUAACAAAUUCCCCACGGACUAUAUACCUACUGUGUUUGAUAACUUCAGUGCAAAUGUGGUGGUUGAAGGUACCACAGUCAAUCUAGGACUUUGGGACACAGCUGGUCAAGAGGAUUAUAACAGAUUGAGGCCUUUGAGUUAUAGAGGGGCAGAUGUAUUUGUUUUGGCAUUCUCGUUGGUUAGUCGAGCAAGUUAUGAGAACAUACUGAAAAAGUGGCUUCCUGAACUUCAACAUUUUGCACCUGGAGUGCCAAUUGUAUUGGUUGGAACAAAAUUGGACUUACGGGAGGAUAAACGUUACUUGGCUGACCAUCCUGGCUUGGUACCGGUUUCCACUGCACAGGGCGAGGAGCUUCGCAAACAGAUUGGUGCUUCUUUUUAUAUUGAGUGCAGCUCAAAGACUCAACAGAAUGUUAAAGCAGUGUUUGAUGCUGCAAUCAAGAUGGUUAUAAAACCUCCACAAAAGCAAAAGGAAAAGAAGAAAAAGACACGAAAUGGAUGGCUAUUCUGCAAUCGGGUGCCUCUCGGAUGUUUCAAAUGACAUAUUAGCCGCCCAAGUUGGUUCAGUCGAACACGUUAUGCUGUCUGUUGACUAUAGAAGUGGCCUUCUUGUAAUCAUUGUUUUUUGCUUUUUUUGUUAUCACUUAUUAUAGAUGAAUGCAUUUUAAUGGAUGUUUGAGAUUUAAUAACAAUUUCUAAUUCAGCAACAACAAAAAAUCAACUUUUAAUGGUAACACUAUGUUAGUCUCUUU
Messenger RNA from Impatiens glandulifera, 1022 nucleotides. Its product is annotated as rac-like GTP-binding protein 4. Gene Ontology annotation, biological process: cortical cytoskeleton organization; actin filament organization; establishment or maintenance of cell polarity. The record is from RefSeq and is a predicted model, not a curated record. Bases 182 to 811 code for a protein of 209 amino acids. Gene Ontology annotation, molecular function: protein kinase binding; GTPase activity; GTP binding. NCBI's taxonomy places the organism in Eukaryota, Viridiplantae, Streptophyta, Magnoliopsida, Ericales, Balsaminaceae. The transcript is spliced from 8 exons. Gene Ontology annotation, cellular component: cytoskeleton; cell cortex; cell projection.